UGUUCAAACCUUUGCCAAUUCCCAAGGUUAUAUUUUAGUGAAAAAAAGAACAUAUAAUGAUCAGUAUGGUAAUCUAAAAAAUAUGACACUGCGUUGUGAUCAAGGUAGAGUUUACAGCAGAUCAGAAACACAUCAAAGACAAACAAAAGACUUAUUAGGACAUCUAAUGUUAUAUCGACUUACAAAGGACCAAUUAGUAAGAGUUACAGAUAUGAUAACCUCUGGUUCAUGUCCUCUAGAAAUAAUAUCAACCAUCUGUCAAAAUAAUCUAUCAGCAUUAGUAAUAAUUGAAGCAUUGAUAGAUGAGCUUAGAGAGGGUGAUUAUAUGUACGAAUAUAAAUGUGAUGAUAUAGAAAAAUUCGUUAAAGCUUGGACCAAUAAGUUUUUUUAUUUGGGGGCAACUGUUACCUCCCAAGUUGAGGGUGCUCAUGCAACAAUAAAAACAUAUCUACGUAUAUCAGCAGGAGAUCUUCAUAAUGGCAAAAUUUCUAGUUUUGCCCUUAAAAAAGUAGAUGAGCAGUAUCAAAAGAUAAAAUAUGCUACUACACAAGAUCCUUUACCAAUAUGUACUGGAUCUUUCUAUAGCACAAUGGGUUUACUUUCUCGCUCACAAAUACCACCUGUUGAGACAAAUAUUCCUGAAAUACAACCUCUUUUGCAAGCCUUAGAAGAAAAAGAAAGACCUCCUAGUGCUUCUAAUCGCCGAACAAAUAAUUCAACCAGAAGAGAUCCCUCUGGAUUUGAGUUGGUAGAACGUAGAAUAAGACGAUGCAUUCAUU
Scutellospora calospora is the source of this 779-nucleotide messenger RNA. The record is from the annotation of a GenBank genome assembly. Lineage: Eukaryota; Fungi; Glomeromycota; Glomeromycetes; Diversisporales; Gigasporaceae.